AUGAUGAGUUUUGCUCGCAGCUUUGCGCUUUCUAACAGUAUACACGCCUCCGGAAUCCCAGGCAGGCGAUGUCUUUUACUGGGUGACGGCGCGCCACCACACCAACGGUCUUUCUCGUCUCAUCCGCCACCCCGAGAAAAUGGAGCCCCGAACGAUAAUGAAUCUGCAACUGGUGAAGUGAAGGAGGAAGGUGCUCUGUCGCGCAGGCUGUCUGAGAUGACCGAAGAGGCUCUUUUGGAAGGUGGACGUUCAGCGCGGAAAAAUAUAGAGGCAGCGGGGUUUUCAGAUGACCUGAAGGCACAAUUGGAGGAGAAAAUCAAGACGAGCACGUUUAGGAGCGAACAUGCGGGGGCAUUUUCGGUGGCGAAUAUGCCGGCCAGCGCAGGAAAGGGCACACAGGAUAUUGCGGGUGCGACGCCGUGGCGCGAGACCGAAAGUAUUCACGAUACUGCAUUGAGAAUGCUCGACGAUAGCAAAAAGCCGAUGCGCGUUCCAUACCAAAUCCCUAAACCCACACUACCCGUCGUCAACUUGAAGCCUGCGCCCAAAACCCGUGAAUCAACCGGCCGUCGUCUCGCUAGCGCUCGUGACCGCACAAACACAUACACUCUCAGCCAGAGCGCCGGGCUAUCGGACGAAGAGCGAGAGGCCAUGCGAAGCGAGUUUCGAUCGCGGUUUGAGCCUGGUGCUCGGUCGCUCCCCAUGUCCAUACAAGGGUUGACCUCGCUGGCAAACGAGAGGAUCGAGGACGCCAUUGCUCGGGGCCAGUUCAAGAACCUGCCGCGAGGAAAAGGCAAGCAUACGCAAACCGACCACAACGCGAAUAGCCCUUUUAUUGAUACGACGGAGUAUUUUAUGAAUAAGAUUAUCCAGAAGCAGGAGAUUGUCCCGCCAUGGAUAGAAAAGCAACAGGAACUUGCUCGGGAAAUUGACCGGUUCCGACAACGUCUGCGCACGGGGUGGCGAAGGCAUGCGGCGAGAGUCAUUGCCAGCAAAGGAGGCUCAUUACAGCAACAGCAAACAAGAGCUCGAGCCUAUGCAUUGGCCGAGACCCGCUUAGCUGAAAAGAGUCGGCUAGAGGCUUCAUUUGCUUCUCCAGAAACGGGGAAUGCCAGGGAACCUUCAUUCUCACAGAUCAGUCAUGAUGGCCAGUUAGCUGCCACUUCACUGCCCGUCGGCCAGGAUCAACAGAAUCCAAUAUCAAGCGCAGAACAGGCAGAGCCAUCCGGCGAAGACACAUCAUUGCCGCAGCUAGCCCCGCUGCGAGAUCCGGACUACAUGGCCAUUGAACGCGGGUGGCACGAACUACAGAUCAAGACUCUCAAUGAUUUGACCAGAUCAUAUAACCUCCAAGCUCCGCGUCUAGCACAGAAACCUUAUUUGAAUCUGGAGCGUGAACUCAGGACAUGUUAUGCGGACGUGGCGCCUUCACUUGCAGAUGAGAUUGUCUCUCGAACGAGCAGCAAGGUGCGGUCAUCGUCGACGCAGCGUAAAGAGUCCGGUGGGAUUAUGGGGGAUAUUGUGCAGGCCAAUCAACGGGUGCGAGUAUAUGACGAAGAUAGCUCCAAGGGGUAUGGGCUGAAGGAGUUUUGGAAGGAUCUAUGGGGGAGGGGGGCAUAA
Talaromyces rugulosus is the source of this 1620-nucleotide messenger RNA. RefSeq lists its product as uncharacterized. The record is from RefSeq and is a predicted model, not a curated record. Bases 1 to 1620 code for a protein of 539 amino acids. The transcript has 2 exons. NCBI's taxonomy places the organism in Eukaryota, Fungi, Ascomycota, Eurotiomycetes, Eurotiales, Trichocomaceae.